Chanos chanos (milkfish) is the source of this 774-nucleotide messenger RNA. It is a transcript of the gene pip4p2, whose product is annotated as phosphatidylinositol-4,5-bisphosphate 4-phosphatase 2. Gene Ontology annotation, biological process: phosphatidylinositol dephosphorylation. Gene Ontology annotation, cellular component: phagocytic vesicle membrane; late endosome membrane; lysosomal membrane. The record is from RefSeq and is a predicted model, not a curated record. Gene Ontology annotation, molecular function: phosphatidylinositol-4,5-bisphosphate 4-phosphatase activity. Lineage: Eukaryota; Metazoa; Chordata; Actinopteri; Gonorynchiformes; Chanidae. The transcript has 7 exons. The coding region runs from base 1 to 774 and encodes 257 amino acids.
AUGGCCUCCGAUGGCAUGGACGAACGAUCUCCUCUGUUGUCAGCACCGAACUCUGGGAAUGUCACACCCACAGCACCACCGUACCUGCAAGACACUAGUCCGAGAGCCGAGCUACCUCCGCCCUACACAGCCAUCGCUAGCCCCGACGCUGGAGGAGUGCCUGUCAUUAACUGCCGUGUAUGCCAGUCUCUUAUUAAUUUGGAUGGCAAACUCCAUCAGCACGUGGUUAAGUGCACUGUCUGCAAUGAAGCCACGCCCAUCAAAAACCCACCCACCGGAAAAAAGUACGUGAGAUGUCCGUGCAACUGCCUGCUAAUCUGUAAAGACACAUCUCGGCGGAUAGGAUGCCCCAGGCCCAACUGCAGACGGAUCAUUAACCUGAGUCCAGUGAUGGUGAUCCCAGAGGAGCAGCCGGCCCAGCCGGCCCUGCCCGUUCAACCCGAGGGCAUGCGCGUGGUGUGCGGGCACUGUGGCAACACCUUCCUUUGGCUUGAACUCCGUUUUAAUACAUUGGCCAAGUGCCCACACUGCAAAAAAAUAUCCUCUGUCGGCAGUGCCCUUCCCAGGAGGCGCUGCUGUGCCUACAUCACUGUGGGGAUGAUCUGCAUUUUUAUUGGCAUCGGAUUAACAGUGGGCACUCAGGACUUUGCCAGUCGUUACCACGCUACCUACGUGUCCUGGGCCUUUGCGUAUCUCUUGGGUCUUAUCUGUCUCGUGCGGGCAUGCUACUGGGGGGCCAUUAAAGUCAGUUAUCCAGAGAACACCUUCGCAUAG